Messenger RNA from Paramecium tetraurelia, 1219 nucleotides. RefSeq lists its product as uncharacterized. The record is from RefSeq and is a predicted model, not a curated record. The transcript has 3 exons. Lineage: Eukaryota; Ciliophora; Oligohymenophorea; Peniculida; Parameciidae.
AUGUAGACAUAGCCUUAACCAAUUGGAGUAAUCACGUAUUAUUCUGAUCAAUUUGAACCACAAUGUCCCUAUUGUUAAUCAGGAGAACAUUCCAUUUAAUCUGAUACUUGCACGUUUUAAUAAACUCAUCAUAUCAAUGAGUAGGCCGUAAGGGGAAGAGUUGUGUAUGUGUCACCUGAGAGAAUAGUUUCAAGAAAAAUCAUAGAAACAACUGCUAUAUCCCCAUCCAUGUCAUAAUUGGUUACUCCUUCAAUAAUUUCAACAGCUACACCGAGAAUAAUAACAUCCUAAAAUCCACUGACCCAAGUGUCCCCAGUUCUGAAUUAAAAUUAGAUUAUCUCCAAGCAAUAAUCUCCAAUUCUUGUUCAUCAAUAAUAUGUGAUUCCACAACAGUCUUACAUUUAACAACAAAUACCUAUUGUCUAACAAUCUUCCUAUGACUUGAAGAUGAGUAGGGAGCUGUAGUAAUCUUAGCUAAUUUAAUAAGAUUUACAAUUAAAAUAAAAAGAGUUAGCAGAAAAAUUACAAAAUUAAACUGAAGAAAUUCAGUAAUCUAAUUUGGCUUAUAAUCAAUUACAAUAGGCUUUAUAUGAGAAAAAGGAUGAGUAUGAAUAACUAAAAAAGGCCUAUGCAUAUUAAACAUAAUAUUCUCCAACUACAUCGGUUCCUUAAUCUCUAUAAGAGAUAUAUAAUAAAUCAUAGGUGAAGGAGAAGAAAGUAGUUUUGUCAUAGGAGGAAUUAGAGUUAUAUUGGAAACAUCGAGUAUAUGAAUUAGAAGAAUACUUAUAUGAAUUAUGGGGUAAGAUUGGCUAAAUGCAGCAGUAAAAAUAAGAAUCAAAAAAGGAUGAUAGCAUAAAAAUAGAAUAAUUGUAGAGAGAAGUUUGUUAAUUGGAACAUAUUGUAAGACUAAAAUCUAAUUCAGUUGUAAUUUUAAAAAAUAAGUUGAAUAAUCUAAUGUAUCAGUAUGAUCCAGCUACUGAGGUUACAAAAUAAUAGGAUUAACAGCUUUAAUCUGUAAGACAAUAGGUCAUGAAUUUAAAUUCGAAGUAUUAACAGAUACAAGAGGAGAUUCAAGAUUUGGAGGCCUAAAAUUAGAAAAGCAACGUGGGGGUGAAUGAUUAUAAUGCUAUUCCAAUUAAUCAGGAUUCUUUCUAGUAUUGAAUUGAUUUUUUAUAAGAUUAGAAAAUGAGUUUAAGUAUAUUAAUUAACUUAAAUAAAG